AUGAGUUUUCAAUCAUUUCUCAAUACGUGCUCACUUUUCGCGACAAAUAUCAGGUUCUACUUAUUGAAACUGAUUUAUAAUUAAAGAGAACCAAAACAAAAAAUAUGGCAAGUAAAGAUGCACGUAAUGCUCAAUCAGCGGAAUUACCAAGCAAGACCAAGUCAACUUCUAAGUUGAUGCCGGCAACUGUGGCUUUUGGAAGAUCUAGGAGAUCGUCAAUGCUCCCAACCACAGCUGGUCCGGUAGCUGGCUCCCGGAGGGAAAAAUUGGAACGAUCUAAAAGGGGGACUAGAGACCGGGAAAGACCAGAGGCAACCCUUCAGCAAACAGAAAAGAGUGCUCGAGGCAAAUCGUCUAGACGGACUAAGAUAAAACAACAACGUACAGCUCCUGAGGAAAAGUCUAUAAUGGCACCCGAUAUGGAAGACUUUCUGGUUUUGGAGAAAACGCUUCGAGAAUUGAAAUUUUAUCAUGGGUUUCUACCACGCGAAGAUCUGCAAACCACGUUGCACAAUCCAGGAGAUUAUUUGAUUCGUGUGUCGGAAGUAGUUGAAGGAGAAAACAAGCUUGUUCGGGAGAUCAUUUUAUCACUAAUGACGGUUCAUAUGGAAGGAAAACAAAAAAAGAAAAGGAUUCAUAAUGUGGUGAUUAAACGUGUAUCCAACAAGUUCUUAUGUGAAGCUGCACGUCCUUUUGCAUCUGUAACCGAUCUCAUCACCUACUACUCAAAACACACUGGUCAUUGCUCUUCUGGAAAUUUUCAACUCAAGCACCCGAUUCUUCAGCAAUCAUGGGAAUUUAUGCAUUCGGAUGUGACAGUUGGAGAUGUCCUAGGUGAAGGAGCAUUCGAAAAAGUGUGCGCUGGUGAAUUGAGGCUCAAAGAUGGAAGUUCAGUAGAAGUAGCAAUCAAGAUGACCAACGCAUCUGCAUUUUUGAGCAAAAUGAAGAUAAAAGAGAUGAUGAAUGAGGCAAGGUUCAUCAGAAACUUUUCUCAUAAAAACGUUGUACGCCUGUAUGGAGUUGCUCAUGACGAGCAGCCACUGUACAUUCUGCUUGAGUUGGUCAAAGGUGGAUCCUUGCAAGAUUACAUGAAGAAGACGAAAUCGGUUCCUUUGGCGGAUAGAAUCAAUUUUUGUCUUGGAGCUGCAAAAGGUCUUGCGUACUUGCAUCAAAACUAUUGUAUCCACCGGGACAUCGCUGCGAGAAAUUGUCUUCUUCACGAGAACGAAGUCAAGAUCACCGAUUUCGGAUUAUCUCGUGCUGGACCAUCUUAUACAACAAAGACAUCUUGUAAGCUUCCGGUAAAGUGGCUCGCGCCUGAAACCUUGGCUACUCUGAGCUUCUCAUAUGCAACUGAUGUUUAUAGGUGUCUCGAAUGCAACUGUCAUGUCUGAUAUCAUGGCUAACAAUUUUUAUCCAAUGCCAUCAAUGACUCCAGAGGAAGUGAAAGAGUACAUGAGCAGUUCCAUUUUUGCCGAAGAAUCUCGUCGCGCCACAAUACCAUUGGCAGUUGCAGAAUUUGAACGAUUUUCUCGAAUGUGUGAAGAUGGGGCAUUGGAGAUGGGAAAAGCGAAAAAUAAGCUUUUUGCCAAAAGAGGAGUGAACUGUUUUUAUGAUUCGAUCUACUUGAAUUCGUUCUACUUGAAUAAAAUUUGA
Messenger RNA from Caenorhabditis elegans, 1656 nucleotides. NCBI's taxonomy places the organism in Eukaryota, Metazoa, Nematoda, Chromadorea, Rhabditida, Rhabditidae. The record is from the annotation of a RefSeq genome assembly.